GUGUUCCGGUUUCCGGGUGGGGGGGCUGGCGAAAAGCAUUAUGGAGACAGCCAGAUAAAAGCCGGUUGGAAGAGGCAGACUAAGAGCAAGCCAAGCCCGUGGAUGUACAGUGAGGACGGGCACGGCAUGAAUUUAGUCUAAUUUGGGGAAAAUGGGAGAUGCUGUCAAGAAAAAUAGAGAGGACCAUUUAAUGGAUAAUGAGGAAGAGUUUGGGAGACGUGUCAUCAAGCAAAAUGUAAGUAAGAGAGGACAUGGUAAAGCCUCCUUGAAGAAGCAUGAAAAGAUCACCCCCAAAAAAGGAGUUCCAUUUAUACAAGAUGCCAGAAAUGGGGCGCAUCAGAAUUCUUCCAAAAGCUUUAGUCCCAGUGGGCGAGCAGUUGCCAGCCAAAAAGAUGCCUUUAAUAGAUGGUCAGUUGAUGAGCAGCGGAGUAAUUCAGAAAACUGGAGGGACCGUGGACACAGGCGAUUUAGGAAGGAUUCCACCAAUGAAGUAGAAGAUGAUAGAUGGCAAGACCUAUCUUGCCUGGGAGACGGAAGUUACCAAGGUGUAGGGAGACCAGCAAAGAAGGGGACAGCAUGUGAAGAUAAUCAUCGUGCUCAUAGUGGAGAGUCCAAAAUGCAAGGAAAGUCAAAGAAUGAUCGCAGACGCCGUCCAUCUGAGCUUGAUGAAGAGGAUUAUGUGGGCAGCCCAGAGGCAGAGAAGAAUGUGAUGUCCAAAAAAGAGUUACUGGGUUUGCAGCAAGCUGAGGAGCGUCUUAAACGAGACUUCAUCUACAGACUCAAAAGGCGUCCGAGGAAAAAUGCUUCAGCCAUCUAUUCCUGUAAGCUGUGUGAUGUUCUGAUUGAAUCUGUGCAGUUGGCUCAUAAACACAUUAAAGAAAGGAGACACAGGAGAAGUAUAAAGGAAAAGAAAGAGGAGCAGCUUCUGACUACUCUACCUCCACCAACAUUAAACCAGAUAGAAGCAAUUACUGAAUCUAUUAAUAAAAUAGUACAGGAGAAUGGAUUGGAUGAAGAUGAUCUUGCACAAAGACUUGCUAUUUUGAAAGCUGUGGAAAACCAAAUACAGCAGAAGAUUCAGGGAUGUACGCUAAGACUUUAUGGAUCCUCCCUUAGUAGAUUUGGCUUCAGAAGAUCUGAUUUGAAUAUAGACGUCAAGAUUCCACCUAGCAUGAAUCAGCCUGAUGUGCUCUUGCUUGUCCAAGAAAGUCUAAAGCAGAGUGACUUAUUUACAGACUUUGAUGUGGAUUUCCAUGCCAGAGUUCCAGUGGUGGUCUUCAGGGAAAAGCAAAGUGGUCUAUUGUGUAAAGUGAGUGCGGGCAAUGAAAAUACCUGUCUAACGACUGAGCUGUUGGCCAAACUUGGUAGACUUGAACCAAGAAUCAUAGCGUUGGUGGUUGCAUUCCGCUACUGGGCAAAGCUUUGCCGUGUUGAUAGACAUGAUGAAGGAGGCCUACCUCCAUAUGUAUUUGCCCUCAUGGUGGUUUACUUUUUGCAACAUAGAAAAGAACCUGUUCUACCUGUAUAUUUUGGCACCUGGGUUGAAGGAUUUAGCAUUUCCAAACUGGGACAGUACCAUAUGGGAUUAGCAGAAGAGCAGACUGUGACGUGGGAGUACGCUCCGGCAGAUGAGACUACUCCCCGUGAAGAAUGCACAAUAAGGGGCAAGGUCCCUUUGGUCUUUCCUGCAGAUCGCCAGUGUCCUGCAUCGAUCGGCCAGCUUUGGAUUGAAAUGCUUAGGUUUUAUGCACUGGAAUUCAACAUGGCAAACUUGGUUAUCAGUAUCCGUGUUAAAGAAAAGCUUUCAAGGGAAACAAAGGACUGGCCUAAAAAGCGAAUUGCUGUAGAAGAUCCAUAUUCUGUCAAAAGAAAUGUGGCUAGAUCCUUGAACAGUCAGCUAAUGUACGAGUACAUGCUUCACUGCUUGAAGGCAACAUACAAAUAUUUUGCCACACCUCAAAAAAAGGGGGUAAAAUCCAAUUUUAAAAAAACAGCAACUUCUAGUGUGGUCAUAGACCAGGAUUCACACACAGAUGCUCUUAAAAGGGUCCCUGAGGAUAACAAUAUGUCAGAUCUAAAUAAAAAACUGGAAGACUUUUCAUUCUGUGGAAUUGAUAAGCCUGUUGCCUGUGCUGAGGAGAGCCAACAACCACAGCAUAAUAACUUGGAAACAGACCGGUGCUCUUCAAAGAAGAAACUGGUCUAUGACUCAACGAAUGGUGACCCUGCUCUUAAAAAUGAUGGCUGUGUUAUAGAGGAGGAUGUUUUAUGUGAUCCCGAGGAGUAUCUCCAGAGUUGUGAAGAGCUAGAAAGUUGUCAUGAAGAGUCCGAGGAUGAUGAUAUUCUUGAUCGUGAAACCGAACAUGACCACUUGAGUGAUCAAGGUAUGGAGGAAGAUAGUGAGAAUGGAGAAUACCCGGUUGCAGGCAAUGAGGAGACAGACAGCCUGUCUGAUUGUGAGUGUUUUACCAGUGUAGCUGUAACAGAGAGAGGUGGCUUUGCAAUGGAAAGUUGCAGAGGAAUUUUGAGUAACAUUGAUCCAGAGGAGGACAGCGCAGAUGAGCUUGAAGAGGUUUCUCGUGAUCUCAUUUUACUAAAUCAAUCUGAGGAAGAAGAAGAGGAGGAUGAAGAGGAGGAAAUAAGUCUUAUUCUAAAUCCGUAUAGUCUGACCACUGAUGAAGAACUGGAUAAGUGCACUGGUUCAGUCUGUGAUAUAGUGUCUGAAUCUGAGCAAAUAUCUACCACUUGCCUCCAAAACAAUGACGCGCAGGUUCUUGUAACAGAGAUUUUAAAAGAUAAAGAUAACAAGGGGGAGUCUGUACAUCUGGACAAUGUGAUUUCUGAUGAUGAUGACAACUUGUUUUAUGAGUUCAAUAAGCCAAUCUUCACAAGAGGCAAGCUACCUACAGUUGUGUGCAACCUGUGUAAGCGAGAAGGCCAUUUAAGGAAAGACUGUCCAGAGGACUUCAAAAGAAUUAAGCUUGACCCUUUGCCACCUCUCACACCUAAAUUCCAUGCUGUUCUGGAUCAAGUUUGUAUGAAGUGUUAUGAAGACUUUUCUCCUUCAACAUUGGAGUAUAAAGCUCGUGAAUUUAUUCGCCAAGAUUUGGAAGACUUUAUCAAGAGAGAAUUUCCAGGGGCCAGGCUACGUUUGUUUGGAUCUUCAAAAAAUGGAUUUGGCUUCAAGCAGAGCGACCUUGAUAUCUGCAUGACAAUUGAUGGCAUUGAAACAGACACUGAGUUGGAUUGCAUAAGAACAAUUGAAGGCUUGGCAUGGCAUCUUCGAAAGCAUCAAGGAUUGAGAAACAUUUUGUCAAUCACCUCUGCCAAAGUGCCAAUUGUAAAAUUUUAUCAUGUCAGGAGUGGCAUUGAAGGUGACAUCAGUUUAUACAACACUUUGGCUCUGCAUAACACGCAACUUUUAGCAUCGUAUGCAGCCAUUGAUCCACGAGUCAAAUACCUCUGCUACACCAUGAAGGUUUUUACCAAGAUGUGUGACAUUGGAGAUGCUUCCAGAGGCAGUCUCUCUUCUUAUGCAUAUACUCUUAUGGUGCUGUUUUUCUUACAACAAAGGAACCCUCCAGUCAUCCCUGUCCUUCAAGAAAUCUACAGAGGUAAUAAGAAGCCAGAAGUUCUUGUUGAUGGUUGGAAUGCUUACUUUUUUUCACAGACUGAUGAACUGGAAAAAUAUUGGCCUGAAUAUGGUAAGAACAAAGAAUCUGUUGGUGAGCUGUGGCUUGCCCUUCUCCGCUACUACACAGAAGAAUUUGAUUUUAAAGAGAACGUCAUUUGCAUCAGAAGGAAAAGCUUACUGACCACUUUUAAGAAACAAUGGACAUCUAAAUACAUAGUUAUUGAAGAUCCUUUUGACCUAAAUCACAACCUUGGAGCUGGAUUAUCAAGAAAGAUGACAAAUUUUAUAAUGAAAGCUUUCAUCAAUGGAAGGCGUGUUUUUGGAACUCCUGUAAAAGAAUUCUCGAAAGAAUAUCCAACCAAUAUGGAAUACUUUUUUGAUCCAGAAGUAUUGACUGAAGGUGAACUUGCUCCCAAUGACAGAUGUUGUCGAAUUUGUGGUAAAAUUGGACACUUUAUGAAAGAAUGCCCUAAACGGAGAAAAAUGAGAAGCCGAAAUGGUGAAGGUGCUAUGAACCAAAGAUACCCAGAAAGAAGACUACAAAGAAGAAUGGAGGAUACGGAAAAUGAAAACUCUGGUUUGGAUGGAAAGCAUGUAACCAGUACCCCUAGGAGCAUCCGGCAAGGUGUCAGAGCAGCAUAUGAAACUUGCAAGGACAAAACGCCCAAAUCCAGCUAUGAAAAAUGGAGGAGGCAAGACGAUCGAGAAGCGAGGGAGAAACGCUGUUUCAUAUGUGGAAGGGAAGGUCAUAUUAAGAAAGAUUGUCCCCAAUACAAGGGCUCAGCAGGAAGUCCCAAGUCAGAGAUGCUAUGUGGAUCUCCAUCUGCCUCAAGUCCUCUAAAACAUAAAACCAGAUUGCAGGGAAUAACAUCAGAAGAAGACAAAAAGAAGACAAAAUUGAUUUUCAGCCCUCAAUCAGGUAGCCUUUCUAAUAAAUACAUGACUCAGGGGAAAGCCACCCAGAAGAAGGCACAACAGGAAUCUUAAAAGUAGAAGCUGUUGAAUUUUAGGCCGUCCAUGUAUGAGUCUGUACAGAUUUUUUUUUUUAAUGACGUUUACUCGAGUGAAGCCAUCUAGAUUCAUAGGGACAGCAGUGAUACACAUUUUGGACUUUGAAGUUUUGGAUUUUUUUUUUUUAUUUUUUUUUUUAGACCUUGUAAUUCCAAAAUUUAGAAAAAUUGAGUUUUAAUGCAGUGUUCUUCCAAUGUGUACCUGUUCUUAAUUUAUUUCAACAUUUUAACAGAAAGCCAUGAUUUAUUUGUGUUUACAAAGAAAACAGCAGAUAAUAAAAACAAAAAAAAAUUAAAGGAUAUAAUUACCCCAAACAAUUUUAAUUGCAGAAAACUCUCAAAUAUAUAUGGUGCACAUGAAAUUCUCUUGUUUGCUCACAUCCAAAGUAGAAAUAUAUUUUUGAUGGGUAAGCUAUAUUUAUUAUUUAUGGAAACUUUUUUGUAAAAUUGUUUAAACAAUUUAUGACCUGCUGCUGUAUUUACAUACAUGAUUUUAUUAUAAUUAUUUGUGGGAAGAAGUCUCCAUUUUAUGUAAAUACUUUGUGUGUCUACAUAGCCUUUUUUGCAUGAAUAAUACCCAUCUUAAAUCUGGUUGUUCCUGUGCUUCUAAUUAAGGUUUACCCACUGUCUGAAAUAUGACCAAUCAAACCGUAUGUAACAAAAGUUCAAAAGGACCUGUAGACAUUGAAAGGGAACGUAAAAUAAAGUUACCUGUACAGCAAAAACAUUGAA
This is a messenger RNA of Spea bombifrons (plains spadefoot toad), 5376 nucleotides long. It is a transcript of the gene TUT7, whose product is annotated as terminal uridylyl transferase 7. Bases 152 to 4621 code for a protein of 1489 amino acids. The transcript is spliced from 28 exons. Gene Ontology annotation, molecular function: zinc ion binding; nucleic acid binding; RNA uridylyltransferase activity. Lineage: Eukaryota; Metazoa; Chordata; Amphibia; Anura; Pelobatidae. The record is from RefSeq and is a predicted model, not a curated record.